This is a messenger RNA of Ostrinia nubilalis (European corn borer), 1013 nucleotides long. RefSeq names its product exosome complex component RRP42 (gene Rrp42). The record is from RefSeq and is a predicted model, not a curated record. Gene Ontology annotation, cellular component: nuclear exosome (RNase complex); cytoplasmic exosome (RNase complex). The coding region runs from base 70 to 999 and encodes 309 amino acids. The transcript is spliced from 6 exons. Gene Ontology annotation, biological process: nuclear polyadenylation-dependent mRNA catabolic process; U1 snRNA 3'-end processing; exonucleolytic trimming to generate mature 3'-end of 5.8S rRNA from tricistronic rRNA transcript (SSU-rRNA, 5.8S rRNA, LSU-rRNA). Gene Ontology annotation, molecular function: mRNA 3'-UTR AU-rich region binding. NCBI's taxonomy places the organism in Eukaryota, Metazoa, Arthropoda, Insecta, Lepidoptera, Crambidae.
AAAAAUAGCUGAAAACUUAUUUUUCUAAGCGCUAAGUUCAUUUCAAGGGUUCAAAUAACGCAUUUUUCAAUGGCAGGGUUAUUAUUAAGUGAAACCGAAAAAGUGUUUAUACUUCAUGGAGUUCAGGAUGACUAUCGUUCAGAUGGUCGAUCAAAUAUCGACUACCGACCUAUGGAACUGGAAACCGACGUGGUCAGCCAUGCCAGCGGUUCAGCUAGGCUGCGACUAGCGAACACAGACAUUCUAGUUGGUGUUAAAACAGAAAUAGACGUGCCUAAGCCUGAAAAACCAGAUUCAGGGAAAUUAGAAUUCUUUGUGGAUUGUUCAGCCAAUGCUACGCCAGAGUUUGAAGGUCGAGGUGGUGAACAGCUGGCCAGUAGUAUAUCAAACCUGAUGCAAAGAGCAUACAACUCUUCACAAGCAUUCAACUUGAAACAGCUUUGUAUAUUUGAGGGAAAGCAGUGUUGGAAAUUGUACAUUGAUAUCUUGAUUCUAGAAUGUGGAGGCAACCUGUGUGAUGCAGUAUCAUUAGCGGUCAAAGCAGCACUAUUCAACACAAGGAUACCUUUCGUAAAAGCUGCUCUGAUGGACGGUGGGAAUGUAGACCUACAGCUGUCAGACGAUCCUUACGACAGCAAACUGUUAAAUGUUGGCUCUGCACCAUUACUGGUAACACUAUGUAAAAUAGGUGACAGAUGUGUAGUGGACCCAUCUGCAGAAGAAGAGAGUUGCAGUGUUAUAUCUCUGAUUGUGGGUGUGACUGGAAAUGAACAGUAUUAUGCCAGAGAUGAAGACACAAAUGUCAAAACAAUAGAGGGGAAAUGUACCACAAUCGCCAUGAAUGGACCAGGCAGUGUCGCACCGAAAACUUUGAAAGAUGCUAUUAAUCAGGGAAUAAUGGCAGCUAAAUCGCUUGAUGAAGCGUUAGGACACGCUCUAUUGAGGGAGAGACAAGAAAAUGUAGGCCUCAAAAAACAUUCUUAUGGAUUCUUAAAAUAAAUCAAUGGAUAAAA